AUGCAAGAAACAAACCAACAAGCAGAAUUUAAUGGAAAUGAUAUUCUUCUUGUUUCUUCUGAAGAAAUUCAAAGAACUCAAAAACAAAGAAAAAAGAAUUGGAAAUGUACUUUUCCUAAUUGUAAUGAACCUGCUAAAACUCGUUUUAAUUGUUAUGCCCAUGUUUGGGAUAUUCAUCUUAGAGAAUACUAUACACAAAAAUUCCCAUAUUUAUAUUCAACAACAGCAUUUAAAAAGACUCAAAAUAAAGUGCCAUUAAAAAAUCUUUGUGAAAGUUAUAUGAUUCAACUUGUUGAAAAACAAAGUAUUUCUCAAAAAUUAGAAGGAAACUUAAAUAACAGAACACUACAAAAUAGUAAUAAUCAUAUUGAAAUUCCAACAACAGUAACAGAACAAAAUUCAUCAGAUAUUCAUGAAAUAGAAAUACCAUCAUUUAAUCAAUUUGAUACUCCAAAACAAUUUCAGCCAUUAGCAACUUUUAUUAACUCAAUUACUCAAAAUAAUUAUCCAUUUUCAUUCUUACCUACACACCAAAUUAAUAAUCAAAUAGAAUCCGUGAAAAUAGAACAACCAUUCCAAUCAGCUACAACUAUUGCUAUAGAAGAAAUAAAUCAAAUAAAUUCUAAUAUUCAAGAUAAUACAGAAUUCAUUAAAAUAGAAGAAAUAACAAAUCAAAUAAAAAGAUUACAUGUUUUUGGUGAAAUAUUUGCUGAAAAUGGAUAUUUUGUUCGAUCAGAUGUAAGAUCUAAAACAGACAUUCAAAUAAUUGAAAAUGCAUUAAAUUCAAUUCUUUCAUUAGUUGGAAAGAAAUAUUCAUAUAAAAAUGAACCAAAUAAAGUAAAAUAUGGAUUUAUUGCACAAGAAGUUCAAAAAGUUAUUCCAAAUUUAGUUCAAAAAGAUGACACUGGUAAUUUAAGUGUUGAUUAUUUAGGUAUUAUUCCAUAUAUUAUUGAAGCUUUAAAAAGUAUUCAUGACAAUUCAGUAAGUUUACAAAAUUCAUCAAGACAAGAAUAUAUUGAAUUGUCUACAAAAGUAGAAGAAGUUGUUUCACAACUUCAAAAAUUAAUGGAAGAAAAAGAACAACAUAUCUUUCUUGAAAAAGGUUCAAGAGCUUUUGGAUUAUUUCCAUUAGAAUUUUUUGGACCACCAAUAAUGGUAUUAUUUAUGGCAAUUGGUUUUACUAUCUUUAGUAUUAUUCUUCCUUUUAUUUUACCAUAUUGUUUUUUCAGUUUUAUUAUAAUAUUAGUUGAAACUAUUAUUCUUUGGAGUGUUAUUAUUGCUCAAAGAAAAGGAAUAAACACAUUAUUUAAGUAUCCACAUUUAAAAAGUCAUUGGUCUCUUUCUCAAUUCUUUUUAUGGAUAACUGUUUUUGUACUUAUUCAUAUUUCGUUUACUAUUUCAUUAAUAUUAGGAUAUGGUGGAAUUAUUAUUUCUUCUAUUUAUUUUGGUAUAUUUCUUGGAUUAGCAUUAUUAGCAUAUAUCAUUUAUAACUCUUCUCAAAUACUUCAUAAAGAAUUUAUCAUUAUUGGGUUAUUUAUUACUGUGUUUGUAUUAACUUUAAUUUCAACAAUAGUACUAUUUUAUUUACAACCAUUUAUUUCUUUAAAUAUAAGAGAAAUGGAAAAACCGUAUCAUGUUAAUAUAUAUCCUAAAGAACCAAUAACUCCUAUGGUAUUAUCAUCUCCUCCUUGGAACUGUUUUUCUCCUCAAAUACAAACUGAUAUUCCAUUACCUCAAAAUCUAACUAUAGUAAUGCCAUCAAGUCCAUCGCCCAACUCAGUUUUACCAACUAUUCGAGGGAUUGUUUCUAGUGAUAUUUCUACAACUACCAUUGACUUUUAUAUUGUUUGUUCAGGAUUUAUUAAAGUGAGUUAUGGUAAAGUAACCUUCAAAUCUUGUGAAACAAAAACAAAUCAAAAUACAUGUUUGACUAAUAAUUGUGGAUGGUGUUCAGUUACAAAAAAAUGUGGUUAUUGUGAAGAUAUUAAUAACUUAUGUAAUAAUGAUGAGACACGUGGUUGUUAG
Messenger RNA from Entamoeba dispar SAW760, 2025 nucleotides. RefSeq lists its product as uncharacterized. The transcript has a single exon. Lineage: Eukaryota; Evosea; Mastigamoebida; Endamoebidae. Gene Ontology annotation, biological process: protein autoprocessing; positive regulation of DNA-templated transcription. The coding region runs from base 1 to 2025 and encodes 674 amino acids. Gene Ontology annotation, molecular function: sequence-specific DNA binding; DNA-binding transcription factor activity. Gene Ontology annotation, cellular component: endoplasmic reticulum membrane; nucleus. The record is from RefSeq and is a predicted model, not a curated record.